GGGUGAGGUUCACCCAUUUUUUCCCCCCAGCCGAGCCAGGAGGCACCUCAGCGUGCGGGGAGGCUGCAGAUCCCUCAGGCUGGGAUGGCAUGCUGUUAGUCAUGAACGAAUCAAAUUCAUUCUCGUCAGCUAUAUUUCAUCUGUUUGUCACACACUCUGCAGAUAGUUAAGCGCAGAGGUGAAGGUAGAAUGGCUCAAAUCCUUUGGUCCCCUCUGUAACUCCGGAGAUGGAUCCGACAUCCCCGCAAACAAACAAAGACACUGAGGGCCACCUGAAGAGGCUGGACCAGGCCAGUGAGACGAGAAUGCCACAGCACCUCCUGUGGGAGUUUCAGUACCACUACUACUCCUCCUGGAUGAUGGAGGGAGAGCCCUUCACCUCACCUCUCUCCUCUCUGCUAUACUCUGCUGGGGGACACUUUGUUGCCCUCUCCUCCUCGUCCUCCUCGUCCUCCUCAUCCUCAUCUUCCCCCUCAUCCUCGUCAGAUUCUGCAAUUGCCACCAUGUCCCUGGAACAAAAGACAACUUUUGCUUUGGUCAUCUUCCUGUUUGUUUUCCUCCUCAUCCUCAUCGUGCGAUGCUUCCGUAUCCUCCUGGACCCCUACCGGAGUAUGCCAACCUCCACAUGGGCAGAUGGGCUUGAUGGUCUGGAAAAGGGGCAGUUUGACUACACUUUAGCUUAGGAUUCUACAAAGAAUACACACAUCCAAGCACAAUAGUGUGCAUUUGUGUACACAGACACACACACACACACACACACACAGUUGUGUUUCCAUCAGUUUUGGGGACAUUACAUAGACUUACAUUCAUUUCCUGGAGGCUUAACCACCACUUAACCACAACAAUAACUAUUA
Messenger RNA from Scatophagus argus, 854 nucleotides. Its product is annotated as cortexin-1. NCBI's taxonomy places the organism in Eukaryota, Metazoa, Chordata, Actinopteri, Scatophagidae. The transcript is spliced from 2 exons. The record is from RefSeq and is a predicted model, not a curated record. Bases 228 to 683 code for a protein of 151 amino acids.